Larimichthys crocea (large yellow croaker) is the source of this 2853-nucleotide messenger RNA. It is a transcript of the gene slc35a3a, whose product is annotated as solute carrier family 35 member A3a. The transcript has 8 exons. Gene Ontology annotation, cellular component: Golgi membrane. Bases 522 to 1508 code for a protein of 328 amino acids. Gene Ontology annotation, biological process: pyrimidine nucleotide-sugar transmembrane transport. The record is from RefSeq and is a predicted model, not a curated record. NCBI's taxonomy places the organism in Eukaryota, Metazoa, Chordata, Actinopteri, Sciaenidae. Gene Ontology annotation, molecular function: pyrimidine nucleotide-sugar transmembrane transporter activity.
CUCGUCCUUGGGGGGCUGAGAAAGGCUGAUACUCUCCGUGUGGUGCUGUUCGGUGCCGGUCCAUCGGGGUGGCGCUGCCUCGCACAGGAAGCUUUGACACGGAGACGAGGAAGAAAUCUGUACACGGAAGUCCUGCAGGAUUUUUUUUUUUUUACAUGCAUGAGAUUUGAGUGUUGUUUGUGGACUCCUCGGUGUAAUUCACCUCUUUUGUCUGACGGGUUAGUUGAGGCGUGUUGACGCGUAAAGAUGGCACAGCCGGCGUGGAGACCUCUGGUGAGAUAAUCGGCAGACGCUUGAGAUCCAGUCCGGGUCAAUGGACGCCAGGACCUGCUGAAGUGCUGCUGUUUUGACAGCUGGGGUUUGAAGACUCGGGUACCUGGUCAGAGCCAGCUAAAGGAGAGACAAGACCCGAGAUUUAAAGAGUAGAAAGCGGGGUUGGGUUUAUGUAGAGACGGAUAUCUACGACGCAAAGAGCUCCUCUGACCUCUGCUUGUUUAGUCUCUCCACACCGACCCCUGGUCAUGGCCUCAUCCCGGUUGAAGUACCUCUCUCUGGGCGUGCUGGUGUUCCAGACCACCUCCCUGGUGCUCACCAUGCGGUACUCCCGCACCCUGCAGGCUGAAGGCCCUCGGUACCUGGCCUCCUCAGCUGUGGUGGUGGCCGAGGUCAUGAAGAUCCUCGCCUGUGUGCUGCUCGUCUUCAAGGAGCACAGUUACAGCAUGCGAGCUCUGAACAGCGUCCUGCGUCAGGAAAUUAUCCACAAACCUGUAGAAACACUGAAACUUGCGAUCCCGUCUGGGAUCUACACACUGCAGAACAACCUGCUGUACGUCGCCUUGUCCAACCUGGACGCAGCCACCUAUCAGGUGACAUACCAGCUGAAGAUCCUGACCACAGCUCUGUUCUCAGUGUCGAUGCUGGGCCGCAGGCUCGGCGUCUACCAGUGGCUCUCACUGCUGAUUCUUAUGGCUGGAGUGGCUCUCGUGCAGUGGCCCUCUGAGUCCUCAGCGACCCCGGAGAAGGAGGCCCUCUCCGCAGGCUCCCAGUUUGUCGGUGUGACAGCGGUUCUGGUGGCGUGCUGCUCCAGCGGGUUCGCUGGUGUCUACUUUGAGAAGAUCCUAAAGGAGAGCAAACAGAGCGUCUGGGUCCGCAACAUUCAGCUAGGGAUGUUCGGCCUUGUGUUCGGCCUCUUUGGGAUGCUGGCCUAUGAUGGAGAGAGGGUGAAGGAGUCGGGAAUGUUCCAGGGAUACAACACCAUCACCUGGACUGUCGUGGCGCUGCAGGCGCUGGGUGGUCUGGUCAUAGCAGCGGUCAUCAAGUAUGCAGACAACAUCCUCAAGGGCUUUGCUACAUCGCUCUCCAUCAUCCUGUCAACGCUCAUAUCGUACUUCUGGCUACAGGACUUCGACCCCACUGGGGUGUUUUUCUUGGGGGCCAUUUUGGUCAUCGCGGCCACUUUCUUGUACGGCUACGAAGGCAAGUCGUCCCCCAACCCCAGCAGGGCGUAGGACACUCACGGCUGAUACUACAGCAGCGGUAGGAGGUCCUGUUGAAGCGUCAAGACGUGGAGGGUAAAAGCAGGACAAGAGGGCUGGAGGAAAAGAAGGGGAAAGGUCUUUAUUGUAUAUUGUGAUCAGAAAAAGGAGGAGACAGAGCAGGGGAGGAGUAGGAAGAAGAGGAGGAGGAGGUAAGCAGAUUGGGACCUGAAGAUGGGGAGGUUAAAAACAAACAACAAAAAAAAAGCACAAUGCUGUGAUGGGUCUCACACACCAAAAGUGCCUCAGCUGAGAACGGUAACCAGUGAGAGAAGAAAACUGUUUAUUAAUAUCGCUGUAGAGAAAAAGCCUGGCUGCCACACCUCCAAAUCUGGAGAGAUAUUCUCGACAGGACCGACUGUCGAGGCUGUUUGACUGCCAGUCACUGUUACUGCCACAUCGCUCACACCUGUACAGUAAAAAGUUUCAGAGGCAGACAGGCAGGAGUUUCUAAAGCUUCUUCAAAACCAUAUUUUUUUAGAUGUAGCGUUUACAUUAGAGCUGCAGUAUUUAAAGCUCUCUUUUUUUUCGGUCCCACUUUGAGCUCUGAAAGCACAUUUCCCUCCCUGAAAUGAGCCUUCCCAGCUGAUGUUUCCUCUAAAGCUGUGUACACUACUGCAAGCUGUCACGAUCAAAUGGUCAAGCUUAGCGUAAGUCUGCUACAGAGGUAGGAUUUGUACACGGUUUAAGAGACCUGUCUGCCUGGGAGGCGCACUCGGGGCAAGAAAAAAUAAAUAAAAAAAGAACAAAUCGAUGCACUGCGAGCCGUUUAGACACAGGUAGUCGACGUGACCAUAACUAGUAUUGUUUCCUUAAUCACGGCUCUCACGUUGGGUUCUGUUCAGCUAUUUUUGGAAACAGUUUUUGUUGCCAAGCAACAUAUAGUCACUGAUAUGUCUUUGAUAACAUACAGCUCCUGUCUCCAUGACAGAACUGUUAACCGUUACUGUAGGACUCUGGUCUGUCUGUGUCUGGUGGCGUUUAAUGUUUGACAGUAAUCUGGGUGUAUGAGUAAACUGUUACAGGAAUAAACUAAUCAAACUCUACAGAAAUACUGCUCUAGGUCGUAACAGGGGGUUAUCAAUCGAAGGGAAAAGUUUGAUUAUGUGGUGAAGAUUGAAAAAUAAAUAAAUAAAUCAUGUUAACCUUGAGUGUAAAUAAUAGCACCAUUUUUAAAUUGUAAUCUAUGAAUCUCAAUGAAUUGUCUGUUUAACUUAUUCGUUCAUUAAUUAGACUCUUCAAAGCCACUGAUUACAAACUUCCUGUGUUUGUGUAACAAUAUAUUCUUUUGAUUUUGUGGCAAAGUUUAAAAAAAAAA